Messenger RNA from Cottoperca gobio, 983 nucleotides. RefSeq names its product claudin-3-like. The record is from RefSeq and is a predicted model, not a curated record. Gene Ontology annotation, molecular function: structural molecule activity. Bases 71 to 727 code for a protein of 218 amino acids. Gene Ontology annotation, cellular component: membrane; bicellular tight junction. NCBI's taxonomy places the organism in Eukaryota, Metazoa, Chordata, Actinopteri, Perciformes, Bovichtidae. The transcript has a single exon.
CUUACUCAAUCCACGACUGAAUACUGAGAUAGAGAAGACUUGUGUGCACUUCAACUUACAGAGUUUCGACAUGCCUUCGGUGGGACUGGAGAUACUUGGAGUGAGUCUAGCUGUCCUAGGAUGGAUCUCGGCCAUUGUGUCCUGCGCCUUGCCCAUGUGGAGAGUGUCAGCUUUCAUUGGGGUGAACAUCGUCACAGCGCAGACCACAUGGGAAGGCAUCUGGAUGAACUGCGUGGUCCAGAGCACAGGUCAGAUGCAGUGUAAAAUCCACGACUCCAUGUUGGCUCUAACCGCAGAUCUCCAGGCCGCCCGCGCCCUCACUAUCAUCUCCAUCGUGCUGGGCAUCGUUGGAGUCCUGGUGGCCAUAAUGGGGGCAAAAUGCACCAACUGUGUGGAUGAAGAGUCAGCCAAGGCUCAGGUGGUGAUAGCCGCUGGGGUGGCCUUCAUCCUGGCUUCUCUGACCCAGCUGAUCCCUGUGUCGUGGUCAGCCCAUACUAUCAUCAUAGAGUUCUACAAUCCAAUUAUUCCUGAGUCACAGAAGAGGGAGAUAGGUGGGGCUCUGUACCUGGGCUGGGCUGCAGCCGCAUUUCUGCUCAUUGGAGGUUGCAUCCUCUGCUCUAGUUGUCCCCCGCAACCUGAGAAAAGGUAUGGGCCACCAUCAAAGAUGAUGUACUCCCAAACCAGGUCGCUCGCUCCAAGUGGUUACGAUAGGAGAGACUAUGUCUGAACCUGCACCUGCUCUGUUCCCGCCCAUUAGCCAUCAUGAAAAAGACUGCUCAGAGAGAACCAGAGAGGACAGUCAUUUGUUUAUAACUUAUACACACCUGUCUUUAUGUUAAGAUGGAGAAAACUCCAAUAUUCAUGCCACAAGAUAAAGUAAGCCCUUUUGUACCGAGCCUACAUCCAAACUUGUUUUUUCUGUUAAAUGUUUUGUGUGUAGCUUUGAGGCUGUUGGAAGCACUGAGUGAAACUAUAUGUUCGUG